CGUAGAAAAGCAAUAAGGUCAUUUAUUCCAGGACGUAGAAAUAAAGACAAAGUGGAAGAAACUGACGUGAAAAAUCUGCUAGUACAAAAAAAGUGAAAUCUGUCACCAUAAACCAUGUUUGGUGCAAACAAACCAUUUGGUUUUGGUGGUGGCACUGGAACAUCAUUUGGGGCCUCAACACCAUUUGGGGGAGGUACUACUAGUACUUUUGGUGCAAAACCCACAGGUACUGCUACCACAUUUGGGACACCAGCCUUUGGCAGUCAGACUCCAGCCUCAGGGGGGCUAUUUGGGGGCAAUGCCAACACACAGCAAACUGGGGGCCUGUUUGGAGGAACAUCUUUCUCCUCUGCAGGAGGAUCUGGUGGGUUUUCAUUUGGCAGUCAGCCUACAACACAGACCACCAGUUUGUUUGCCAGUUCUAGCACUGGUGGAGGAGGGUUGUUUGCCACACCAUCAACCAGCUCAGCCUUUGGAGCCAAGACACCGGGGUUUGGAGUGGGAAAUACCAGUUUUGGUGGCACUUCCACAGGCACCAGUCUGUUUGGCAGCACCACCCACACCUCCACAGGCACCUUGCCAUUUGGUACCACAGGCACCACUGGGGGCAGCAGUCUCUUUGGAGGAGGUGCAGCCACAGCGUUUGGCACUGCUCAAACUGGCACCACAGUGAAAUUCAACCCACUGCCAGGCAGUGAUAACAUGUUGAAAAAUGGCGUCUCACAGACUAUCAACACAAAGCAUCAGUGCAUCACGGCCAUGAAGGAGUAUGAGAGUAAGAGUUUAGAGGAACUUCGCAUGGAAGAUUACGCAGCCAAUCGUAAAGGUCCCCAGCAGGGGGCGACAGCUGGGACGGGUCUGUUUGGUAAUACACAGACUGGACAGACAUCGGCUUUUGGGUUUGGACAGCCUCAACAGCAACAACAACAGCAACAACAGACAACUGGAGGAUUUGGAAGUGGUAAGUCAUUUGGCAACACUUCUACCGGUUUAUUUGGUCAACAGCAGAACACAGGUGGCAGCAGCCUGUUUGGCCAGACCAAACCUACAUUUGGAACUGCUACUACCACUGCAGCUAGUACAGGGUUUGGGACAGGAUUUGGAACCACCAGUACAGGAGGUGGGACAUCCCUGUUUGGACAGCAACAGAGCAAGCCACUGUUUGGCAACACAACCACCUCUCAGGCUGGUGGAAUAUUUGGCCAGACAUCCACUGCUUCAACUGGUUUUGGCACUGGCGGGUUUGGCACAAGUACAGGAUUUAACAGCACACAGACGGGGGGUCUUUUUGGCCAGAAACCUCUAGGUUUUGGUACAACCAGCACAGCCACCACAAACACGGGGACAACAUUUGGCUUUGGGCAAACCAACAGCAGUCUCUUUGCCAAGCCUACCACGAGCACUGGGUUCGGCUUUGGGCAGUCCACUGGCUUCAAUGCCAACACGGGCAGCACAUUGUUUGGCAACAAGCCUGCUGGAUUUGGUGCCGCGUCCACUGGGUUUGGGAACGCGCUAGGAGGCCUUUCCACUGGAACCAGCUUUAACUUUAACGCCGCUGAUAACAAGCCAGCCUUUGGCACGGGUCUGAACCUUGGAGGCUUUGGCCAGACAGGUGGUCUGGGGGCUACCACAACACUGUCCACAGCUGGAGCCACACUGGGAAGUAAUACAGAUGCAGCUAUUCUGGCUGCUCAGCAGGCACAGAUACAGCAGCAGUUGAUGGCACUGGCAAGUGCCCCGUAUGGAGAUUCUCCACUUUUCCGAAAUCUGAAACUGGAUCCUUCAAAGAGGGAAGAUAUGAAGCCGACCAACCCCCUGGCCCAGAAGGCAGCUCUGAACACCUCUUCACAGUACAAAGUUAGCUCCAGACCUUCAGCAAAGAUCAAACCCAAACCACUGCAUUCUUUGGUCAACGGAAAGGCUCAGCUGUUUGAUGGACUGGAGGAGGAAGAUUGCACGUUUGGCAAUGACACAUUUGUACCCAGGCGCAGCGUGAAGAAGCUGGUCAUCAAGAACAACAGGAAUGGAUCAAGUCCACCGAGUCGUUCUUCCUCUCAGAUAGAGGGGGACCUGGAGCAGACGUCUCCAUUCAGACUGGGGGGUGCGAGGAAUGGGCUAAGCCUUCAGGACGAGCAAACCCCAACACCCUCUGUCAUUAAAAAUAGCCAGCCAAUAACCCAGCAGAGGAAGAACGUUAAUGGUGACACCCCAGGACCUCGUCCAAGCCUGGAUGACUCCAUUGCGGCACUGAAUGCUAAGAAUACAGCCAAAAGUGCUGAAGCCAUGAAGAGAGAUGUGGAAUCAGGCGGAGAGAGCGAGGAGGAGGAGGACAGUGAGGAUGACUCUGAGCCCCCUCCCCACCCAGCAGGGAUCAUGCUCCACCGCUCUGGCUACUACACAGUGCCUUCCCUAGAGGAACUGGCCACUAUGGUGGACGGGGAGGGUAGAUGUGUGGUGGAAGACUUCACCAUAGGCAGGGAGGGAUACGGUAGUGUUUUCUUCCCAGGGGAAACUGAUGUUGCCAAUAUGAACCUGGAUGAGAUAGUAUUUUUCCGCCGUAAAGAGGUGACGGUGUAUCCAGAUGACGAUGACAAGCCCCCUGUAGGAGAGGGGCUGAAUAAGAAGGCUGAAGUCACACUGGACUGUGUGUGGCCAGUGGACAAGAGUGACCACUCUCCAGUGAAGAGUCCUGACAGACUGAAGAUCAUGAACUAUGAGCGCAAGCUGGAGAUAUCGACUGCAAAAAUAGGUGCCAAGUUUAUUGAGUAUAGACCUGAGACUGGGUCCUGGGUGUUUGAGGAUGACUCUGAGCCCCCUCCCCACCCAGCAGGGAUCAUGCUCCACCGCUCUGGCUACUACACAGUGCCUUCCCUAGAGGAACUGGCCACUAUGGUGGACGGGGAGGGUAGAUGUGUGGUGGAAGACUUCACCAUAGGCAGGGAGGGAUACGGUAGUGUUUUCUUCCCAGGGGAAACUGAUGUUGCCAAUAUGAACCUGGAUGAGAUAGUAUUUUUCCGCCGUAAAGAGGUGACGGUGUAUCCAGAUGACGAUGACAAGCCCCCUGUAGGAGAGGGGCUGAAUAAGAAGGCUGAAGUCACACUGGACUGUGUGUGGCCAGUGGACAAGAGUGACCACUCUCCAGUGAAGAGUCCUGACAGACUGAAGAUCAUGAACUAUGAGCGCAAGCUGGAGAUAUCGACUGCAAAAAUAGGUGCCAAGUUUAUUGAGUAUAGACCUGAGACUGGGUCCUGGGUGUUUGAGGUGAAGCACUUCUCAAAGUAUGGCCUCCUUGAGGAAUCUGAUGAUGAAGACAUGGUGACAGCAGACAAGAAACAGCUUGAGCUCUUGAAGGAACAGCAGGAGCAGCAGCUUAAAGUACAGAAGCAACACAUUCAUUUGCAAGAGUUAAAAUCAAAACAGCAGUUUCGAAAUGAAGAGCAAGAUUUUAUUUCAUUGGAUGCAAACAGAAGACCAAUGAGAGAAGAGGAUGAUGACGACGAUGAUGUAAUGGCCGACAUCACGCAUGAAAAGUUUCCAGAUGAUUUGGGUGAUGAGAUGGAUGAGCGAGAAGAUGAGUCAAUGGAUGGAGAGGUGGUGGAGGCCCCGUCAUCACACCGCCUGGCCACCAGCCUGGGAGUGGAUGCCAGGAGCAUGCAGGUGAUGAAGGCCUCCUUCUUUAUGGAUGAAGAAGAGAGGGAUGGAGGGGUCCCCGCUUCCCCAAGUCAGUUCCCAGGUCUUCUUAAACGUGAAGGCAGCCGUGACACCAGGACACCCUCACCACUGUUCAGACAAAAGGAAGGCAAAGGUCUUCUUGGGGCGUCUGUAUAUGAACCUAGACCACAGAGCCCCCUGGUGACUGGGGAUAAGGUGCAGCAGAUGAGAUCUGGUGUGUUCUCCACUAAAGUUCUCCCAUCAAAACCCAGUAAAAGCCUAAUGGAGACCAGUGCGCCAGAGCACCUGCUAAUCCCCAGCGGAAUGCCUCAGCAGGAGCCUGUAAGGAAAGUCGUGGGGUCAAGGAUCCAGCGCACCCUGCCUGCUUUCCAUGAGUCAGUCCUAUACAACAAGCAGCACCUGAUCAUGGAUGCUGGGUUAGUAAUGGGGAGAGGCUGCAGGGUGGGUUGGGCUCCAAAUGGCGUACUGGUACACUGUGGGACCCCAGUGUUACAGCAGAGGCAAGUGAAGACAAAGGACAAAAGGUUUUCUAUCCUCCCAGACAGCAAACCACCAACCCGGCCAGACCAGUCCCCCUUUACUGUAACCUUAGAGAAAGUGAAGGUCACACCAUUUGCCUCUGAAAUGGACAAAACAUUAACAGAAAAUCACAUCAAGUACUUAGAGAUUCAGUUGGAGCACUCAGAACAUGGCAUUGAGAAUGGGUGCCCUGUCUUUACCCCUAGACUGGGGGUGGAGGCUCUACAUAAGUAUGCUAAACAGGCAGUAACAGAGAGAGACAGUAUAGGUUCUCACCCAGAUGCUGAUGCUGUACACCACGGCAGUCUGGUCUGGGAGCUGUGUGUGGCUCUCUGGGGAAGACUGGCAGAAUUUGGAGAAGAUGAAGAUGUGAAGCCAGAUGAGUAUGCACACCACAUGGCAAGGAGAGAGGCUUUCUCACAUUGGUUGGCUAACGCCGCUAGUCAGACAAUCAAAAAAGAAAUCCAAGAUAACAAAUUCAAAACGUCAGGUCACCUGGCGGACAUUUUCAGCCAUCUUAGUGGCCGUCAGAUCUCCCAGGCAUGUGCCCUGGCCCAGGAGUCAGGUGACCACAGACUAGCCCUCCUAUUGGGCCAGGCAUCUGGCAGUCAUGUGACCAGGCAGAUGAUCAAAAAGCAGUUGAGUGAUUGGGAAGAAAUGAAGGCUGACAAAUAUAUAGAACCAGAGCGUCUCAGAGUUUACAGUACACUGGGAGGCUGCCCAGUGUGGCAGGCCUCUGACUACACUGUCAACUCCUGUGAGGCCUUGGACUGGAAGAGGGCACUGGCAAUACAUUUAUGGUAUCUGUGCACCCCCAAUGCAACAAUAGCAGAUGCUCUACAAGAGUAUGACAGGGCAUUCAAGGGGAAGACAAGUUUUGGGCAGUAUGCUCCUCCACCUCUACCCCCCUAUCUAGAGGAUGACCCCUUAUAUCUUGAAGAAGUAGUAGAAGAAGACAGGAGAUUUAUAGUUCGGGACACUUGUUAUCACUUAUUGAGGUUAUAUAGUCACAAGUUUCAUAGGUUAGAGAGGAUAUUAGCUCCCACAACUUCUACUCAGAACCAACUGGAUUAUAGAUUAAGCUGGCACUUGUGUGAGGUGUUAAAAGCCCUGGAGUACACACACCUGUCAGAGCAACACGAGGCCACCCUCCACUGUAACUUUGCUGCACACCUGGAGUCUGUGGGACUCUGGCACUGGGCAGUGUUCGUUUUACUACAUAUCGAAGACUACAAGAGGAGAGAGAAUGCAGUAAGAGAAACACUCCUAAGGCAUGUGUCGCUGGAGCUGGACGAGGAGAGCACCGAGAGGGAAACAUUUUUAAAAGAACAGUUAUACAUUCCUUCAAAAUGGAUACAUGAAGCUAAGGCACUAAAAGCCAAAGCACUGAGAAGGCCACAUGAUGAAGCAUGGCACCUCCAGAAAGCUGGCCACUGGAACAAAAGUCACGUAAUCAUCCUGAGACACCUGGCUGCGGAUGCUAUUAUUAAUGAAGACUAUGACUACCUGCGACAGUUCCUUGAAGAGUUGUCCCUACCAGAGCACAGUUCUGCCAUCUAUGAGUGGGCAGUGGGAGGCAGAGUGUUCCUAGACUACAUCAACAUCCUGGAGACCCUGCAGGCUAUGAAACAAGGGGAACCCAGUGUGUAUGAACUGGAGAAGCUACAGCCAGAGGUGAUCUCGCUGUGCAAUCGUGUUGGCAACUUGCAGUGCUUUACAGCCAAAGACAGGCUGUGUCAGUCGGAGAUGGCCAAGAAAACUGCUAACUUGUUAAGAACACUCCUAGCACUGAAGAACAGAACAAUAGAUGACCAGGGAAGACCAACAGUGAGUUUGCUUGCUCCUCAUAUUGGUAAGCUGCCAAUGCCUGAAGAUUACGCACUUCAAGAACUGAGAGAACUCACGAGAAGUUACAUGAUGGAGAUGACAUCUUGAUCCGGAUUAAAUACUGGCCCUAAUUACUGACAAUUUAUAUCACCGUAAUUGCAAAGCCAUGGGAUAUGAUGCCCUGAAAACAUCUUUUUCAACCAGUGGUCGACAUGGUUUCAAGAAGGAAAUGCAACGUUUUAUUCAGACUGCCUUAUGGGGUUUAGAUCCACAGGACUUUCUUUUUCUUCACAUUAAAAUAAAAAACACUUGGAUAAUACUAUGGUAUGACGGCAGAGGAGAGGUGUAAAAGAAAAACAAUUGUAUGUUGCACUUUCACUGUAUAUAAAGAAAAAAGUCUAGUGUAAUGCUUCACAGAAGUUUUAUAUAUGUUAUAGUGUCUCGUGUAAAUCAUGCCUUAUGUAAAGAUAUUCUUGAUAAAAGUCACUUUUAAAGGUGAACAAUAAAGUUUUGUAAAAAUAUAAA
Messenger RNA from Lingula anatina, 6543 nucleotides. Its product is annotated as nuclear pore complex protein Nup98-Nup96. Gene Ontology annotation, molecular function: RNA binding; structural constituent of nuclear pore. Gene Ontology annotation, biological process: telomere tethering at nuclear periphery; protein import into nucleus; post-transcriptional tethering of RNA polymerase II gene DNA at nuclear periphery. Gene Ontology annotation, cellular component: nuclear pore; nuclear pore cytoplasmic filaments. Lineage: Eukaryota; Metazoa; Brachiopoda; Lingulata; Lingulida; Lingulidae. The record is from RefSeq and is a predicted model, not a curated record.